Messenger RNA from Ornithorhynchus anatinus (platypus), 1259 nucleotides. RefSeq lists its product as uncharacterized. The transcript is spliced from 5 exons. Bases 66 to 1259 code for a protein of 397 amino acids. The record is from RefSeq and is a predicted model, not a curated record. Lineage: Eukaryota; Metazoa; Chordata; Mammalia; Monotremata; Ornithorhynchidae.
GGUGGGAACGACCUUCGUCUCCCCAUUGUCUCCUCCCCAGAGCCCCGAGCUCUGCAGGCAGAGAUAUGUUGGGUCUUGUCACCUUCGUCCUUGCUGCCCUUCUCCCCGCUGUCCAGACAGCCCUCACCGUGGACCAGACGAUUGUCUCCCGUACCAAACGGGUUGGGUCAUCGGCAUUAUUUCUCUGCAAGCUUUCUGACCAAAAGACCACCUACAUCCACUGGUAUCACCAGCAGCCCAGAAGGCCUCCCCAACGCCUGCUCUACUGUAACGUGGCCACAUCUCAACCCAAGCUGGAUGCAGGAUUCAGCUCCGAUAAGUUUUCUACUUACCAGAGUAUAGAUCAUAGCUGUGCCCUGAAAGUACAGAAACUGAGCAUGAGUGAUACCGGCACCUAUUACUGUGCCAGCUGGGACUCCACAGUGACACAGUUCCCCCCACUCCUCAUACAAAAAACCACCAUCUGUGAUCACCAGGAGACAUGGUCACAGGAGGCAAUCAAUCCAUCGAUCAAAACUGGCCAGAAAGCGCUCACCAUGGACCAGUCAAUGAUCUCCCUCACCAAACAGACAGGGAAGACAGCAACAUUUCUCUGCAAGUUUUCUGACGAAAGGAUCACGUACAUCCACUGGUAUUGGCAGCAGCUUGGAAAGGCUCCUCAGCGCCUGCUCUACUAUAACCUGGCCACGUCUAAACCCACACUAGAAUCAAGACUCAGCUCAGAAAAAUUCAGUGCUUUCCAGAUCAAAGAUCAAAGCUUCAUCCUGAAUGUAAGGAAACUUGAAGGUCAGGUGAGAACCACCGUCACCUUCCCCUUGCCUUCUCUCCAGAGCCCGAGCGCUGCGGGCAGAGACAUGCUGAGUUAUGUCACCCUACUUCUCGCCGUCCUGCUCCCUGCUGGCCAGACAGCGCUCACCAUGGACCAGCCGAUGGUCUCCAUCACCAAACAGACGGGGAAAAUGGCAUCACUUCCCUGUGAGUUUUCCAGCCGAAGCAUCACGUACAUCCACUGGUAUCGCCAGCAGCCUGGGAAGGCUCCCCAGCUCCUACUCUACUUUAACCUGGCCACGUCUCAACAAAAGCUGGUUUCAGGAUUCAGCUCAGACAAAUUCUAUACUUACAAGACCAAAGAUCAAAGCUGUACUCUGAGUGUAAGAAAACUGGAAGUGAGUGAUGCGGGCACCUAUUACUGUGCCAGCUGGGACUCCACAGUGACACAGGUCCCUCCGCCCUUCAUACAAAAAUAUCACCGUCUGUAG